Molecule: messenger RNA, 1337 nt
Organism: Copidosoma floridanum
Lineage: Eukaryota; Metazoa; Arthropoda; Insecta; Hymenoptera; Encyrtidae
Gene: Snap29
Product: Synaptosomal-associated protein 29kDa
Biological process (GO): synaptic vesicle priming; synaptic vesicle fusion to presynaptic active zone membrane; exocytosis
Cellular component (GO): plasma membrane; SNARE complex
Molecular function (GO): SNAP receptor activity; syntaxin binding
Source: RefSeq, a predicted model, not a curated record
UACGUCAAAGAGAGAAACUUGUUCGAUCGCUACAUGAAUUAGUUGGUUUUUAACUUUUUACAAGACUUUCCUACAGCUGUUUUUCAACGUUUGAUAUUUAUUACUUUUGGUGCACAGUCAUUUGCGAAAUAGUUGUGCAGUGAAACGUAUAGUGUCGCAAAGCUGUCGUGCACUUGCAGCAUCCAGCGUUAAUGAACGAUUUUAUCUUGGAUCUAUAAUGGCUAAUAAUUAUCUGCGGGACCCAAAGACCCCGUUCUUCUCUUUGGAGGAUGAUGUGGAUGACGAAACCUUUCUAAGAAGUGCACCACCAAGGUAUCCAACAUCAUCCAACUAUGGAGUCGGCAAUCAUUAUCAAAACUACAAUGAUGAAUUGCAGAGGAAACAGCAGGAACUCAUUGAAAGGCGGAAAAUGAUUGAAGAAAGAACCAUUCAAUCCUCGGAACGUUCUUUGAAAACUUUGUUGGACACGGAACACAUUGGCAUUGCUACUGCUGAGGAACUGAUAAAACAGCGAGAGCAACUGGAACGAACCGAUCGACGUCUCGACGACAUAAACAGCACGCUGCGCUUCAGCCAAAAACACAUUCAAGGUAUAAAGAGUGUCUUUGGCGGUCUAAAAAAUUACUUCAGUGGCAGCAAGUCGAUGGAAUUACCUAAUGGCUCGAGCGCUUCCGGGUUGAGGAGUCCGACGUCCCCGCUGUCUCCGACCUCGGAAAGUAUAUUGGCUGAAAGAUUAAACAGUUCUGCCCAAAGUACGAGACGCAGCUCUGAACAUCCUUAUCUGCGUGUACGUGGCCUAACAGAAGAAGAGGAGAUGGAUAACUUCCAACAAACUCACUUGAGAAAUGCGGCUGCUGUGCUGGAACAGAAUUUAGACGAAAUGAGCGGCUCGAUCGCUACUUUGAAGAAUCUGGCUAUUGGCUUGUCAGAGGAGAUUAAUACACAAAACGAUCUGAUCGACAAUAUCACCGACAAAGCUGAGAGAGCCGAUAUCACUAUCCAGAGGCAGAACAAAGACAUAAGAAACUUGUUGAAAAAGUAAUCGUAAUCCCACAUAUCCGGCAGUGUUGAUUGAAAACUCGUUUUAUUUUUCUCACAAGAGAAAUGUAUCAACGUUGUGGCAUGAGUUAUCAGUUACGUGCUUGUGUUGGACAGUUUUAAUCUGUAAGGAAUUAGGUAACGUGAAAUAUACUUUUUAGUUUUUAACGAGUUAACCGGAGGUAUGGUUUUAAAAACAAUUAAACUCUUUGAUCAAAAAUAUUUAAUAAUAUACAAUUAUAAGAAGUAAUUGUUUCUCACACGAUUCUAGUUAAAUUAUUAAAAAUGUGUAAAUAAAA